UGCAUAGCUCUACUUGUCGACGUAUAUCACAACAAACAUGGAGGGCGUCUUAUGGAAGUGGACCAACUACCUUUCAGGAUGGCAGCCUCGAUGGUUCAUAUUGGACAAUGGUGUUUUGUCCUACUACAAAUCUCAGGAAGAUGUGAACAAUGGUUGUAAAGGCUCCAUAAAGAUGACUGUGUGUGACAUUGUGGUGCACCCAGCAGACAUGACAAGGCUUGACUUGAUCAUCCCUGGGGAACAGCACUACUAUGUCAAGGCCAGCACGCCACAGGACCGACAGUCAUGGCUCAUAGCCCUUGGCAGCUCAAAGGCUUCCUUCAGCGAAACUAGCGCAGCAAGGAAAGACGCUGAUGCUAUGCCUGAUCUUGUGCGGACCAAAAAGUCUGAGCUGAGGUUGUACUGUGACCUGCUCAUGCAGCAAGUUCACUCUGUGAAGGAAGCUGCAAAAGUGACGGACGGAAAAGUGGACACAGAGAAACUGACGGAAUCCACAUCUCUGAUUGGAGCAACGUGUGACACUUUCAUCACCACCUUGGAAGACUGUAUGAAGCUGCUGGCGAACACUCCUAUGUUUGAAUCACCUCAUCAACAUGUCAGGGAUGCUGCCAUCCCACCAUCUCCAACUCGAGCGAAUGCGCAAAGAUUACCGGGAACAAGAUCAACCAUUACAAGGCCCAUUCCAUCAGAAAAAAUGUCUCGAGGCAGACAGACGACCUCUAAUGGCUCCCCGGAUGGUAUCAAAGUUCACUCAUCCUCCUCCUUUAACGGGAUUCCUGUGAACAAAGACACACCACCCCUGAGUCCCUUACCUGUUGGCGUUCAGCAGUCUAGCCAGAACUCAAGCCCCUCCCCCUCCUCCUCCUCUGCCAUGACAUCCAAAGGUAGCUCUGCCCCUUUGCCCGUGGGUGUGACAGCGACGAAUGCCACACCUACCAAAUCGUCGGAAGCACCGCUAUCGUCGGAGGUCUUGUCGUCCUCGAGUGUUGUGAAUGGACUCUCUGCUCCGCCUGAAAAGAGCGGUGAGCUGACUGUGGGAGAUGGUCAAGGCCUGGCCUCCCCGUCUGUUUUGUCCGCUGCAGCUUCGUCCGAAGAUUUGGCCGGGGAAGAUUUCAAAGAUGCCAUAGAUGGAACCAUUUCCACUUUUUUUUCCACCAUGCCCUCAAAUUUUUCUCACAUAGAUACGAGUCAGGCGAGUGGGAUUCUGGUCAACCCCUUUUUAGAUGCAUGUAGAAACUUGGCUCUAAUAUUUGAUAAAUUGAAUGGAACAGCAUUUGCCCCUGUGAAGAUGGACUUCACUGGUAAUAUCAGAAAAAUCAAUCAGAAAUACUCAAGUGACCCGGAGACUUUCACCACCCUCCAGUCCAUGGUGCUGCAGGAAGUCCAGGCCCAGCAACACACACAUUCCAACAGUGCCACCUCCGCUCUACUCUGGUUGAAGAGAAGCCUGGAGUUCAUCCGGGAGUUUCUCCGAGAGUGCAGUUCAGGUAGCACUGACCUGAGUGUGUGUGCUAGCAACGCCUACAGCCGGACGCUGAAGAACUACCAUGGCUGGGUGGUCAGGGGAGUGUUUGCUGUUGCAGUGAAGGCGAUUCCGUACCGUGAAGAUUUCAUCACCCAUCUGGCAGCCGAUGAGUCUGUUGAUGUGACCUCUCGGCAGUUUGAACACGUGCUCAUGUCGGACAUUGAGGAAUUUGUGUCGCACCUCGACCGUGUCUUGUGUGUCAUCAGUGACUUUUACAUAGAGCACAACCUAGACUCGAAAGAUACGGUCUGAUUUACCUAUCCUUGGAUCAUGUGAUAUGGAAGAAAGUAUGGGAAAAUGCAGCAUGAUUGGGACUUUGUUACUUUGCUUUGAUAGAUGGAACGUAAAGAAUAUUUUGUUGUUGUUAGUGUUUUAGCGCCUGUAGAAUGGCAGCUUGCACUGUAUGCUUCACAGGAAGCUGAGAU
Molecule: messenger RNA, 1950 nt
Organism: Aplysia californica (California sea hare)
Lineage: Eukaryota; Metazoa; Mollusca; Gastropoda; Aplysiida; Aplysiidae
Product: pleckstrin homology domain-containing family A member 8
Exons: 12
Coding region: 38-1777 (579 amino acids)
Biological process (GO): intermembrane lipid transfer; ceramide transport
Cellular component (GO): membrane; cytoplasm; cytosol
Molecular function (GO): ceramide 1-phosphate binding; ceramide 1-phosphate transfer activity
Source: RefSeq, a predicted model, not a curated record